Emys orbicularis (European pond turtle) is the source of this 3975-nucleotide messenger RNA. RefSeq names its product complement factor H-like. Lineage: Eukaryota; Metazoa; Chordata; Testudines; Emydidae. Bases 1 to 3975 code for a protein of 1324 amino acids. The transcript is spliced from 21 exons. The record is from RefSeq and is a predicted model, not a curated record.
AUGGAGAGGGCCAGACAGCAGUAUGCACUCUCCAUCCUGGCAGACAAGGAGGGCAAGCGGCUGGACCUUCUGGAUUGCAAGGUCUUCUCGUUGGCUAGCCUUCAGUUCUGGAUCUCAAACUACCAGGCCUUAUUGGUCAAAUAUGACUUUUUCAAUUAUAGUAAAUUGGAGGACUUUGCUGAAAAAUGCCCCCAGCAAGAUUGGUCCUGUUUCCAGGCUAUCCUGAAGGAGAGCAAACUGGUGCGAGAAUGGUGCUUCCAUCUGCUGUGGAUGUGGCUGAUACCUCUUCACAUACGAUGGCUACAGAAAUUGUCAUUAGGAGGGAAUUAUACACCAUGCCAAGGUGUUCCAGAUGUUUCCAAUGCUCAAACUGAAGGUAGAGUGAAGGAUAGUUAUGAGCCUGGUGAAACAGUACUGCAGAAGAUGGCACUGUUGACUCUGGCACCUAGGCAGAUUCUAUCGAGUCUGGAGUCAGAAGGAACUCCUUCCAUAUCUAUGGCACUGCACUGUACCAACACUAUAUCGGUACCGACUAUGGCCAGACGUGUUUGCGGCUGCCAGGCACCUCUUAACCCUGUCAGUGCCGAUAUCACUGGUGGUACAAGAUUUGACACUAUCUUGUACCAGACACAGGCCUUGCAACAGACACAGGAGAAUCAGCAGGAUCACUUCAGUGCUCAGUACUGCACCAGCCUCACGUACCCCAUCAGAAGGAAAACUGGCAACACUCACUUCACUGCGGGUUUCUCCACCUCAGCAGUGAAUGCCGAAAUUAGAUGUGAUCCUCCAACAGUGACUAAUGGAACCUACCACCCCAAAAAGAAAGUGUUCAGAGAAUUGGAAGUAAUCAGAGUAGACUGUAAUCAAGGAUUUCACUUUGAAACGGACAAUAGGGACAGGAGAGCAGAAUGCACAAAGAAUGGCUGGUUACCUGUUCCAAGAUGUAUCUUGAGACCCUGUGACUACCCACAUAUAGAAAAUGGAGCAUUAACUGACUAUUAUGAAAAUCACAAAGAACGAGCCUUUCCAGCACAGUUAGGUGUGUCAAUUUACUACAGAUGUCUUACCGGUUACAUAUCUGAAAGCAAGACGCCGUGGCCUCCGAUCACAUGUACUAAAACGGGCUGGUCUCCUGCACCAAAAUGCCUUAAAAAGUGUUCUACUGGUCGUUUGGAAAAUGGUAGAUUUCUGUCUGGCUAUUGGAACACCUACAAAGAAGGUGAUGAAAUUUCAUAUGAAUGUUCUGAUAAUCUGCGAACCAAAGUUACAUGCACAAAGAAUGGCUGGUCACCUACUCCAAGUUGUACUUCUAACAAAAUAUGUGAAAAAGUUGAGAUACAGAAUGGUUAUUUCUCUGAAAGUAAGAACAGAUUUACUUUAAAUGAGGAAGCAACAUAUAGGUGUCAGAUUGCUUACACGACUCCAGAAGGAAAUGAGGUGGGGAAGACACAGUGCCUUCGAGGAGGAUGGACUCCUUUACCAAAGUGCAUUAAAACAUGUGAAAAGCCUCGUUACGAGCAUAUUAAUUUCCACACAAAUCAAAUGGUGUUUCUGCCUGAAGAAAUACUGGAAUAUGAAUGUGCGGAUGGAUACCAAACUGUAAAUAAAAUCACAACAGGUUAUACAGUAUGUGGCAUAAAUGGAUGGACUCCUGAGCCCCAGUGUCUUGCCAUAGAAUGUGAAAUGUUGAUAUUGGCCCAUGGCCAGGUUUCCCCCCCGAAAGCUAAAUAUGAUAACGGAGAUGUGGUAACUUUUUCCUGUGCAAAAAGUCACAAACGAGUGGGACCUGACUCCUCUCAGUGCUAUUACUUUGGAUGGUUCCCAGCAUCUCCGACAUGUAAAGAGGAAACCAAAGCUUGUGGGCCACCACCCAGCAUUACCAAAGGGAAUAUUAUCAGUGAACUUCAUGAGGAAUAUGAACAUGGCGACUCAGUGGAAUAUGACUGUGACCUCCGUUUUAAAAUUAUUGGAUCAAGAAAAAUAGAAUGUAUUGAUGGGGAAUGGACAUCUUUACCUUCUUGCACUGAAGAGGAAAAAACCUGUGGACUACCACCCCCUAUUGCCAAAGGGGGAGCUGUCAAUAUAGACAAUCACCAGUACGUUCAUGGAGAUACAGUGGAUUAUGAAUGUGAAAAAAACUAUGUAAUGGUUGGGCCAAAGACAGUGAAGUGUCUUAGCGGAAAAUGGAUAUCUUUGCCUUCGUGUGCUGAUCAAUCUGCUACAUGUGGACUUCCAGAGAAUUUUGAGACUAUAGCCAUUUUACAAACUCCCAUCAAGAAAAGGAUCUAUAGGCACAAAGCACCUAUAAGUUACAAAUGUAAAACAGAUGGCACAAACUUUAUACAAUCAACUUGUAAAUAUGGGGAAUGGACACCCAAACUUGACUGCAUAGAAAGAAAAUGCCCACCUCCACCUCAGCUCCCGGGUGCCAUCAAGAUCACAGAGACACGAAACUACGAGAACGGUGAAAAAAUAGCUUUUACGUGCCUAAAAGAUUUUGAACACCAAGGAGUGAAAGAAAUAAUGUGUGAAAACGGGAAGUGGCAAUCACCACCGCACUGUGUUGAAGAAAAAUUAUGUUUCCAGCCACCUUCCAUAGCAAAUGGUGAGAUUCUCAGUCUAGAAAAUCAGAACUUAAGACAGGAGCAAUCAGGACCAGUGACUUAUCGGAAUGGUACCAUGUUAACGUACAGUUGUAACCCUGGCUUCAUGUUACGUGGACCACCUGAGAUAAUUUGUAAGACUGGAAAAUGGACCUCAGCUCCUACAUGUGUUGAAAUGCCAUGUACAGAUGUUCCAAAUAUUAUCAAUGCUCGGACUGAAGGCAGAGUGAAGAAUAGUUAUGAGCCUGGUGAAACAGUACGUUAUCAAUGCCAUCCUGGUUUUACCAUCAGUGGAUCAUCAGAUGUUACAUGUAAAGCAGGAAAGUGGUCCACACAGCCUGUAUGUGAAGAUGCAACAUGUAGCGCUCCACCUGAAGUUACCAAUGCUGAUAUUGUAAAUAAUAAGGAGGGAAGGUAUCUGCCUGGUGAUAGAGUGCAAUAUAAAUGUCAGGAAGGAUUUGAAAGUAUGGAAUUAAAUUAUGUAUUUUGUGAAGAUGGAGAAUGGUCCCAACCACCAAUUUGCAAAGAUAUGAGAUGUGCACCUGCACCGGAGAUUUUUGAUGGUAAGAUUCUAGGUGCUAAAAAGAGAAACUAUUUCCCUGGUGAGAGGGUGCGUUAUCGAUGUACACAAGGUCUGAGCCUUAUUGGGUCUCCAACGGUAACAUGUAAGCAAGGGAAGUGGUCCCAACCACCAGAAUGCAGAGAGGCUGCUGGAAAGUGUGGGCCCCCACCUGCUAUUGAUAAUGGAGACACCAUUGCCUUUGCACAGCCAGUAUAUGAAUCAGGUUCAAGAGUGGAAUAUAGAUGCAAAAGUUUACACAUAAUGAGGGGAUCUCCAUUUGUUCACUGCGAAUCUGGCCAAUGGACAAACCCACCAGUUUGCUUAGAGCCAUGUACAGCAUCCCCAGAAGAGAUGGAAAAAAACAAUAUUGACCUGAAAUGGAGGGAGACCACUAAAUUGUAUUCAGAAAGUGGAGAUUUUAUUGAUUUUGACUGUAAAUGGGGAUAUGAGAGGGAUCCACCGUCUUCUGAAUUGAGAGUACAGUGUGUGGAGGGGAAAUUAACAUAUCCUAAAUGUAAGAAAAGAGCAUGUGAAGAGCCACCUGCCAUUGAUUUUGGGGGCAUUGUUAGAGACAAGCAAUCAGUGUAUUGGGAGAGUGACAAAGUGCAGUACAAGUGCAAUCCUGGAUACACCCUGACAGGACCUGAAUGGAUCACGUGCAGUGGGAAAACCUGGACACCUGCACCACUGUGUUUGGCUUUUGGCAUACAAGGUGGAAUUCCUUCAAAAUAUGAUUUACCACAUCCAGUGCUGCUUCACGCCAGAAUUCAAAGUGUCUGUUUGACCAAUGAACUUCUGCUCAAUGUUUGA